GCAGCCUCAUCUGGUUUCUCAGAGGUUCCAGACACCAUGUUCACUGCUACAUGGUUCAGGAUUAUUCAUAGAGAGGGAGCUAACGCAGAAAGAUGGACUUUAGACAAAUGAGGCAUUAAAACAACUCAACUCAUCAGACUGGACAAACCACUUGAGUGGACCUUGGAGCACGAAAAGAAGGAAAGUGGAAUUGUUCCAUUAUGGCAGUCCCAAAUGACAGCUUGAGUUUUAACUCCACCAUCUCUCCUUGUACGAGCAAAAACAGUGAGAAUGCGUCUGUUUGCACCGACUGGCCACCGGUACCCAUGACCACCAUCAUCCCCUCCAUCUACAGCAUUAUCUGCGUACUGGGCAUCGUUGCCAACACACUGGCCGUGUCCGUGUUGGCCCACACAAGCGCCUCGAGGAGAACUGUGGCCAACACCUUCAUGCUGAACCUUUGCGUGUCGGACCUUUUGUUCCUGCUGUCCCUCCCACUCUGGGCUGUUUACUACUCGCAAGGGUACAGCUGGCUCUUCGGAAAAGUAGCCUGCAAGAUCUCCGGAGGUCUUCAUAAUCUCAACCUGUAUGCCUCCAUAUUCUUCAUCACCUGCAUGAGCGUGGACAGGUACCUUGCUCUGGUGCACCCACUGCGCUCUCAGAGUGUUCGAGACCUGAAACGUGCUAAGCUCAUGUGCAUCCUGGUGUGGGUUCUGGCACUGGCUUGCACAGCGCCAACCAUAGCUUUGAGGGACACGCACUACAUCGAGGAGUACGACGUGGAAGCUUGUGUGAUUAUCUAUCCGGAUCUCACCUGGUAUCGCGGCCUAGCCUGGAUGAAAAUACUUCUGGGCUUUUUGCUGCCAAUGAUCAUCAUCUCUUGUUGCUACUGCGCCAUUGGCAGACACUUCUUGGCUAGCCCUGGACUCAUAAGCCUGCGGAGACCACCACACUCUGGCAGCGCAUUUAAAUCCUCAAGAUCACAGGACAGCUGCGGUAAACCAGAGCGACCCUCGACCACAUGUGUGAACCCCAGCUCCAGUGGAAGCAAACCCAUGGAGGGAAGGGGGCUGGAAAGGGUCUUAUGGACUGUGGCUGCUGUUGUCUUGGCCUUCUUCCUCUGCUGGUUCCCCUUCCAUUGUGUGACCUUUAUUGACAUACUGAAGAGUUACAACUGGUUGGACAGUUGCUGGGCACAAUGGGCUGUCCAGAAUCUCACACCGCUCAGCCUCUGCUUGGGCUUCUCCAACUCUGCCAUCAACCCUGUGCUGUACUGCUUCAUCGGGAACCAUUUCCGGGGCCGACUGGGCGCCCUCAGUAAGGGUCUGUGCGUACGUUUGAAGGCACGUGAGGAGGAUCACAGUCAAAAGAGGGGCUCUUUCAGCACUAGGCUCAGUUCUUUCUCCCGAAAACUCAGUGACUUGAAAGAUCUGGCAAUUGUUGAAGCCUCUGCACAUGCUUAGGUGACUGACGAACUAACCACACGGGGUUGAUGCAGGAAUAGUAAGGGGGGGAAAAUACUGUCACCUGAAGAUUGAGACUGGUUUUGCAAUUGCCAACUGAUUUUUCAAAGCAAUGGAGAUCGUAUCUUUUGCUGUUUUUGAAAUACAAUUGCAAAGUUGUUACUGAACACAAACUUAGUCUACAUUUUUCUCCAUCCUUCAUGCAGUGUGUGAAUAGAAGGUCACCAGACUUCCGUAGAGUCCAUUGUAGAACAUGAUAAGUUGAUGCAGCAUGUUUUUUCCCCAAUAUGACUUCUCUGCACAUCCUUAAUAAUAAGAAGAACCGAUCUAUGUUCGGUUGUUGUUCCUUUAGGUAUCCUCCAUGAAUGCACUGAAAGGAUUCAGAUGGUAAAGUAAAGCACCACCUUUGGAAUGUCAUAUUAACCUGUGUUAGCUUGUUUUUUCGGGGUCAAGUUUGUAUCAGCUAUGCAUGCUGUUCAAACAAACAUUGCAGUAGCCUACAGUAAAGACCAACGGCAAUUUAAUUGAUUUUAUUUACAUCUUAAUCCUGCGAUUACGUGUGUUUUCCUGGUUCUCUGAUUUCCUUAGUCCAUUAUGACCACUCACACAAAUGAACGGGAUUUAGCAUGAGUAACACACAUACAGUGAAUAAAAAAGUAAAAGGAUAAACAGGGAUUAUGUUUUAAUGUAAAGUACAUUGUGAUACACUAUGGCCACAUGCACAGCCCGAGUGCCAAGACAACUGCAUAUUCUGCUUCAGCAAAGAUAUAACAGCUCAGUUUUUAUUGACACUGUCAGAGGUAUUAAUUUAACGACAUGUUUAUUAGGUUGUAAACCUGCACUUCACCACACUGAAGGCUGUCUAAUAUUAUGACUAUAUACGAUCUUUCCUUUCCUUUCAACUAAUGCCAUCUCACAAGAUAACAAAAGGUGAGGUUUAAAAUGUUUUGAUUUGGUUUGCUCAACUUUAGGUUGUACAGUGUACAGUCGAAUGGGAACUUCUAGGUCAUGUUUGAAGUUACCACAAUUUGUAUACCCUCCAAAUUAUACAUCGGUAAUAAUAUCACUGAUAUGAAUUUAAGGGAUGGGGGGGGGUUGUAAUAUAAAGCGGCAAAUACAUUUGAAAAUAGAUACUUAUGUAUGUUCCAGUCAGGAUAUAUCCAGCCAACAAAUACCCACUUGAUGUCAAAAUCUGACUCGGGUAUAAUUUUCUUUGGAGUAAGUUCACUAAGUGUGAUUAAAAUGUAUUGUUUCACUUUUUAGAACGUAAGGCACUUAAAACAUUUAUUAGACCGGGAGCCAGAGAAAGGUUUAUGCCUCAGUUGUCGUAAAUUAUCAGUGUUGGUAUUUACCACAAUCAUGGUUUAUGGUUGUAUAAUGGCUAUUACGCUUGUUUGUAGAUCCUAAUCAUAAUUAAAAUGCUACAACAUAA
Messenger RNA from Syngnathus typhle (broad-nosed pipefish), 2874 nucleotides. RefSeq names its product angiotensin II receptor, type 2 (gene agtr2). Lineage: Eukaryota; Metazoa; Chordata; Actinopteri; Syngnathiformes; Syngnathidae. The record is from RefSeq and is a predicted model, not a curated record. Gene Ontology annotation, biological process: G protein-coupled receptor signaling pathway; immune response. The transcript is spliced from 2 exons. Bases 201 to 1442 code for a protein of 413 amino acids. Gene Ontology annotation, cellular component: membrane. Gene Ontology annotation, molecular function: G protein-coupled receptor activity.